UGUAACUCGUUAAUUAAUGUUAUAAAAUGUUAGUCAUACCGUUAAAUAUUAACAGUGAAGAACCAAUUAGGUAGUGUUGUGAUUAUAUUAAAACUUUACAGGAUUUCCCGCUAAUUUUUGACAAUAAAAAACUUUCGUCAUGUCCUCGAGUCCUUUCCCGUACACUUGCGAGUUAUGUGGUGCGGAGGGUCUGACCGAUGACGGCAUGAGAUCUCACACCCUGGAGGCGCACGUGGCCGGCAGACCAGACUGCCCCUUCUGCGAUUGUGCCGUACCACAGCCGCAGCUGGUCAACCACGUGCAGAGGGUGCAUCUACAUUAUCUCACGCCCGAGAGAGAGCUGAUGGCAUUCAUUGAUGAUCAGAGUCCGAGUUUCGACGACGAUUCUAAGAUGACUACUACAGAUAGUUGCAGUUAUAAUACUCCAGGUUCAAUCAAUGGUUGGCACAGUCCAGACACCUCUUCAUCGUACCACAACGGGGCCAUAUCCAAAAAUAUCAACUAUCAAAAUGGAUUUCAAGAAAAAGAGGGCUAUAGAAAGGACAAAGAUAAUUAUAGUAGCGAAAAAGAGGACGAUAGAUAUUUACGGUCGCCUAAAAAUAUUAAUUUAUCAAAUGGGUUAAAAUAUAUUAACGUUAGCAAUGGUGUAAUACCAAAGAAAAUACAAAGUAGACAAAAUUCUAAUGAAGGUGAUGUUAUUAAUGGUUAUGAAAGAAAAGGUGCUCAUUCUAGUCCAAGUCAUAAUAGCAGUAGUUACGAAGGCUCACCUAAUAAGAGUAAAUUAGCAAUGGCCAGCGCAGGGCAGGGCUCUCCACUUAGAUCUCAGUUAGCAUUAAAACUUAAGCCUAAUACACCUAAGAAAUCAGUACCCACACCUAGUCCUACAGUUCAGUGCCUCCUGUGUGAUUUUAAGUCGACAUGUCCGAGGAAAUUGGAAGAACAUAUAAACCGGGCGCAUUUCGAUCUCACUUCGCCUUCUGUGAUGGGAAAUGCUAACGCCAACUCAGAAAACCCAACAUUAACAGGGAACAAUCCCACAUUAACGCUAGAUAAUCCUACGCUAGCGUUGAGCGCUAUGGCCCUAUCGCCAGGACCCCAUGGCUCGACAUUCCAAUGCCCUAUUUGCGAAAGAGAAUUCUCCAAUGGUUCAGAAGUGGAAGUCCAUGUAAAUGUUGAGCACCGUGAUAUCUUGAGUCCACAAAAAUCAGAUCAAAUGGACAAUGCUUCGUGUGAGGAUGUGGUGAUGAUGGAAGAGAGUCCAGUCAGCAACUGCCCGGUGUGCUGUCAACCUUUACCCCUGUCCCAACAUGAACUGAUCCAACACAUAGAAGAGCACUUUGAGAGAGGGGAAGAAGGUGGAGCGACAGCGCUAACAGAGGCAGAGAGAGAAGCACAGAGGAGUAGAGAAGAACACGAGUUCCAACUGUUGAGGGCACAAUAUGGAAUGGAAGAGGACGAAGAAGGCUACACUAACCGAGCCACAAACAGUCUGAAGCGGGCCGUAUACAGUGGAGCAUUAUCUGUGGCCGGAUACUAUGAACGUAGCGUGGGACUGAAGAAGGCUACUGCGUUGGGACGGGACACUGGAUCCUCCAGGACUGAUGGAAUAUUGGAGAGGAUAGCUCAACUAAACGCCCAGAAUCCUAGUAUAGUGAAGACAUUUUUGUGCGGCGGGGUGGAUCACUACGCCAGCACCUACGGCGACAGGGGAUGGGGAUGCGGUUACAGGAACAUGCAGAUGGUCCUAUCGUCUUUACUACGGCACCCUCCAUACGCGGCGUUAUUGAGCAGCGUGACUUCUACAUGCGGGGGCGUGCCUUCCAUACCGCGGCUACAGUUGUUAGUGGAAAGAGCUUGGGCCAUGGGGAUUGAUACACAGGGCUCGGAGCAGUUAGGUUCAAAAUUACAUAACACCCGCAAAUGGAUAGGAGCUUGCGAGGUGGUCACCGUACUGUCUUCAUUCAGAAUAAGGUGUCAGCUGAUAGAUUUCCACAAACCCACGAGUUCAGACGGCGGUCACCCGGCGUUGUUCGACUGGGUGCUACGAUAUUUUCAAGAUGACCCGACGGCUUUUAAAGCACCUUUAUAUCUGCAACACCAAGGUCAUUCUCGUACAAUAAUAGGUUAUGAAAAACACAAAGAUGGUAAAGCUACACUUUUAGUAUUGGACCCGUCGCAUUCUCCGGCGCAAGUCCGUCAAGUUCUCUGCGGGAGUACCUCAGGGCGCAUCGCUGCGUUACGACUUUUACGUCGCGGCGGUUGCGCUUUAAGGGCGCGCCAGUACCAACUAUUAUGUGUUACCGGAGUGAUGCGAGACGAGCAAGAGUUCCAGGCGAGCAAAGUUCUUCAAUCAGUUCGCAUUCCAUAGUCACGGCGUGCGGGCUCCCAGCCACCGAAACUAGCCCCUAUUUCGUACGUAUUAGAACCAUUAUCCCGUGAACACUUAUUAAACUCCUUCCUCCUCGUAUCUACGUAAGAAUAAGUUUAAUUGGCAAUUAACAAUUUGUUUAGUUGUGUUUCUCGCAAUAAAUAUUGUAAUUUAUUUAAAUUAUGCAUCUUGGUCUAUAAUAAGAACUUGACUGUUAAACACAAUAAGUUAUCUUCGAUAAUAUGAGCUUACUAUAGUAUAUUUACCUAGAUAGAUAGAGUUGGAUUUUUUUUUUGUGUUUUAUAACCAACGAUAUUAAAUACCCUAGAUA
Molecule: messenger RNA, 2699 nt
Organism: Chilo suppressalis (striped riceborer)
Lineage: Eukaryota; Metazoa; Arthropoda; Insecta; Lepidoptera; Crambidae
Source: the annotation of a GenBank genome assembly